AUGACUUCUUUUCAUAUUCUUCUCGGUGUCUUUCCUUAUAAAUAUAUAUUUGGGUUUCAUUGCUCGACACAAACCCAACAGAUUCUCUCAAAAAACACUUUCGAUGGAUUCCAAUGGCAAAUCUCCAGCUUCUGGCGUCAGCAAGACGACCACGAAGCCAAACUUCUAUCUUUAUCGACGACACAAUUGGCCUUGAGCUUGACGAUUAUCUCUGCAUCGAGACGGUCCCAAGUCAAGCAACUUAAAGCCAAGAAAACCAAACCGGAGAAGAAACGGGUAACGACGCCAUCAACAACGGUUUCUCGGGAAGAACAUCGAAGGAACUGA
This is a messenger RNA of Eruca vesicaria subsp. sativa (arugula), 327 nucleotides long. NCBI's taxonomy places the organism in Eukaryota, Viridiplantae, Streptophyta, Magnoliopsida, Brassicales, Brassicaceae. The record is from the annotation of a GenBank genome assembly.